CAAUUGUUCAGUUUCUUAAAAGUUAGUGCAAAAAUAGGAGAAAUGAUGGCUCGAUUAAGCUACGUCGUGACGAUCAUCAGUGUAACACUGAUGUGCGUUUUAGCGGAAGAACUGUACUCCGAUAAAUAUGACAACAUUGACCCCAUAAGUAUCCUUCAAAAUGACAAAUUACGAGAAGAAUAUUACAAUUGUUACAUGGAAAAGGACCCAUGCCCGACAGAAGACGCGAAAUUCGUUCAAGACGAUCAGAGCGAAGUUAUCCAAACUGAUUGUAAAAAAUGUACUGAAAAACAAAAAGAAAUGUAUAAUGAGAUGAAGGAUUGGUUAAUAAAAAAUAAACCUGAACAAUGGGAAGCUCUUGUCGCAAAAUCUGCUGAGGAUAUGAAAAAGAAGAAUGCUGGUUUAUUUCUCUCACGAAUUAGUGUGAAAAUAAGAGAAGAUAUGGCUCGAUUAAGCUACGUCGUGACGAUCAUCAGUGUAACACUGAUGUGCGUUUUAGCGGAAGAACUGUACUCCGAUAAAUAUGACAACAUUGACCCCAUAAGUAUCCUUCAAAACGAUAAAUUACGAGAUGAAUACUACAAUUGUUUAUUGGAAAAGGCGCCAUGCCCGACAGAAAAUGCGAAGUUCUUUCAAGGAAUUUUGAGCGAAUCUAUCCAAACCAAAUGUAAGAAAUGUACUCAAAAACAAAAGGAACUACUGCUUACGAUGAAGAAUUGGUAUGUACAAAAUAAACCUGAACAAUGGGAAGCUCUAAUUGCAAAGUCUGUCGAGGAUAUGAAAAAAAAGAACGCUGGUAGAUAAUUGCUGACAUAAUUAACAAGGAGAAUACG
Messenger RNA from Trachymyrmex cornetzi, 833 nucleotides. RefSeq lists its product as uncharacterized. Bases 43 to 804 code for a protein of 253 amino acids. Lineage: Eukaryota; Metazoa; Arthropoda; Insecta; Hymenoptera; Formicidae. The transcript is spliced from 5 exons. The record is from RefSeq and is a predicted model, not a curated record.